UCUCUAUCUCCAAUCUUGUCCCUCUUUACUGUAUAUCUCCAUCCAAUUUCAACACAUCGAGACCAUCGUAAACCCCAAAUUACAACCUUCUUCUCCAAAUGGCUAUUUCAAACCUUUGUAGUGCCUCCAUUAGGAUAUCCUCUCUGCUUCUAUCAGAUUCAUCCCCAUUUCCACAAUACAAACCCAUCUCCCCCCAAAUUCCAUUUCACUCCUUCCCUGCAAAGAGAAUCAGAAAAGUUCCCACCUUUUGUCUUGGGAACCAGAAUGUUGUAAUCGGCUGUAAAGCUUCUGAAAAAGAUGAAGAUGAAGAAGAAGAAUCGUUUGGAUCCAGUGGCAAUGAGACUGUGUUGUAUUCUUUCUCUCCUCUUCCAUUGAUCUUAUUGGGUGCUCUUCCUGGAGCUGAAGCUGUUACAUCAUUGUUUGAGCCUUUUGUGGAGCUUGUAAAAUCAUUGAAUCUUCCUGAAUGGCUUGUGCAUUGGGGUCAUCCUGCUAACAUGGCUGUUGUUCUGUUUGCUAUGGGUGGUUAUGGAACUUACUUAGGUUUUCGAAUACGAUUAUCUGACGAUGUUGAAGAGAAAGCCAAGGCUAAGGAUUUGCAUCCGAAACUACUAGGUGGAAUGUUUUUCUUCUUUGCUUUAGGCGCCACAGGGGGAGUAACAUCUCUUUUGACCUCUGGUAAACCCAUCUUUGAGAGUCCUCACGCAGUCACGGGUUUCAUUGGCCUUUCUCUUCUAACCAUACAAACAUUAUUGCCAACAUUUUUUGAGGGAAAUGCUGGGUUGAGAAAUGUGCAUGGGAUUUUGGGGAGUGGGAUAAUGACACUCUUUCUUGUUCAUGCUGCUCUAGGCCUUCAACUUGGUCUUGCUUAAUUUCUUUCUUGUAAAUGAUUCCUUAUUACUGGUACUGGGCCUGAUUUUCUAUGCAUAACGAUUCACCCACAUCCUUUUCCUAUAAUAUAUAAAUAUUAUUUGCCAAACAGUUUAUUUUUGUAAUAAAUAUGAAACAUUAUUAUAUUA
Messenger RNA from Impatiens glandulifera, 1016 nucleotides. RefSeq lists its product as uncharacterized. The record is from RefSeq and is a predicted model, not a curated record. Lineage: Eukaryota; Viridiplantae; Streptophyta; Magnoliopsida; Ericales; Balsaminaceae. Gene Ontology annotation, cellular component: membrane. The transcript is spliced from 6 exons. Bases 99 to 869 code for a protein of 256 amino acids.